AUGGAAGCGAAGGGAGUUGUCAUGAAUGUGCUUGACAUGGCCUUUGACGUCCUUCUGAUCAAAUACGGUGUUGUGAAGCGGGUCUACGUCAAGUCAUUGGAAAUGCGUCGUGAACCAAAAUUUGAAGAGUCUUCUUCACGACUAACGCUCUUCUGGUCGACGGAUGACGGUCCAGUGGAACAAUUGAUUCAGAUGUGCACGAUUGUUGACGUUGUAUUGAUUGGUGAGCCGAAUUCGACAAAAUACGAUGCGGUGAUCAAAGCGAAAUCAAGCAGAGAUUCCCCAUCCCUUGUCGAGCUAUAA
Cooperia oncophora is the source of this 303-nucleotide messenger RNA. The record is from the annotation of a GenBank genome assembly. Lineage: Eukaryota; Metazoa; Nematoda; Chromadorea; Rhabditida; Trichostrongylidae.